AUGAAGUUCCUCGUUCAUAUCUUCCUUGGGACCAUCGUCGCCGUCUUGGCCAGCGCCCAGACGCAAGCUCCACCAGCUGGGUGGCCUGUCUUUUGGCACAAGGGUAUAAUCACCGACAAGCCCACCUCCAUCUACAACCCGACCAAUGAGUUCAUAUUCCCCAGCGUAUUUCAUGCCGGACGCUGGCUGAACAAUGCUCGAGCUGAGUGGUACAUUUACUAUGCGCCUCACGACGAUCCCGGCGGCAUCUCGCUUCGUUACUCGGACAGCCUCGAGGGGCCCUGGACAGAGUAUCCCAACAACCCCGUCAUUUCACGGUCCUGGGGCUCACACUACAACGUCCCACAUGUCUCGAGUCCGGAUGCCAUUUGGAAUCUGGAAGCGAAUGAGGGACAAGGUCGCAUGAUCAUGUACUUUCACGGCAGCAACUCCGUCACCCGCUGGGCCUACUCGGACGACGGCAUCAAGUUUGGCUACGGCGGCGUCGCCGUCACCAACGCCAUGGGUGGGCCCGCCGUGACCGAGACGAGCUACGCGCGCGUCUUCAGGCACCCGGAUCCGAACUCAGGGUACAACUAUGGCAUGUUUUACAUGGGCAAUGAGCGUGACAACAUCCGCCGCAUCCGUCUCGCCGAGUCGAUCGACGGCAAGACCUGGACCGUCAGCCCCGACUACGUCGUGGCGCCCGGCUCCGAGGAAGGUGCCAACGUCUCGGCUGGUGAACUGUGGAACUGGAGAGGCCAGAACUACAUCAUCUAUCAUGCUUCCAGCGGCAAAGCGUACGCUCGUACGAUUGAUCGCACGCUGCGCAAAGUUGGUGAUAAGCCCAUUGUGCUGUUUGACGGCAGGGGCGACAACAGCGGAGAUCGCGUGGCCUCGCCAGUUGUCGUUACGCGCAAUGGCUUGACAUACUUGUUCUACGAGAAGGGAGACCGUCUCGGCGGCACCAUUGCUUGGGCAAAGAUGGCUGCUCAGUAA
Verticillium dahliae VdLs.17 is the source of this 978-nucleotide messenger RNA. RefSeq names its product beta-xylosidase. Lineage: Eukaryota; Fungi; Ascomycota; Sordariomycetes; Glomerellales; Plectosphaerellaceae. Bases 1 to 978 code for a protein of 325 amino acids. The record is from RefSeq and is a predicted model, not a curated record. The transcript has a single exon.